GUCAUGAGAUCCCAUUCCUAUCUAUCUAUCUCAAUCUUUCAUGUCAAUUCUUGCUUGGUAGGUGCUUUUAUUUAUUUUCACAAUAAAUAAAAGUACCUCCCUCAUCUUCAAAAACCAAUUAUCCAUUCCUCACGUAACCCAGUUUUUCUUUUCUUCAAACCAAACAAACCCUUCUAAUCAAAGUUUUCCUCAAAACGUCGUCGUCAACCAUUUCAAUUUUCAAAAUAAUCAAAAAGCGUGUAAAUCUAUUCCCCUUUCAAAUUCAAAUAUUCAUUCAUACAUAUUCUUUAAUUUUAAUUUUCUUGCAGAUAAUAUAAUUUUCCAUUUUUUUCCCCUCUGAUUUUCGAAAAAAUGAUGAGAGGAAAUCAAAAUCAAAAUCAAAAUCAAGAUCAACAAUCGAAGAUUAUCUGUGAAUUAUCAUCUCUAGUUUUCAAUCUUCUACAAUCUCCUUCAACGCAGUUAUCUUAUUCCGAUCGAGCUCCGAUCGUUCCGGUACAUCCGUCGGCGUUGAGACGUUCGGUGUCGGCGAGUCAAAUAACGCCGGCGGGAUUUGCGUCGUUUGUUUUAGGAAUUUCAAUGGCUUUGAUGUUGUGUGGAUCAGUUACUUUCAUAAUUGGGUUUAUGUUGAUGCCAUGGGUUCUUGGUUUGGUUAUGGUGUUUUAUGUUGCUGGUAUUGUGUCUUCUCUUUCUGUUUUGGGUCGUUCUAUUCUUUGCUUCGCUUCGCCACGUAAGGAUUUUCAUGAGUGGAAAUUGUGAUGAAGAGAUAAAUAUGGCGUUGGGCAGUACGAUACUGGUUUUCUGCCUGCUCAUGCACCCUAUAGAACAAUGAAGACCACAAAACUUCUCUUAUUAGAAGCAGGAUUCGUGGACAAGGCGCGUUUAUAUAAGUUACCAUAAUUUGUGGGUAUGACUUCUCUUUCAAUAGAGAAUGUGAGAUUCUAAAGCAUUAAGAAUUGAGGAGUCAUUGCUGCACAAGCUUCUUUCACCUGUUAUCAAUUGUUUUAUCUUAUAUCUAUUGUAACAUCUGUAAAUUGUGAAUUAUAGGUUUUAGAAUUCCUUUUUUUUUUCCAUUUCCAAACAUGUCAUAUCUACAUCACAAUAUAUAGAGAGGCAAUGCAUGAUUUGCCUCAGAGAACAUGGAUGUACUGGAAGAAACAAAUUUCGGAUCAGAUGGUUAUGGUAUUUGUAGAUGAAGCAUCCGAAAUUGUUUCAUUAUAAUAUGAGAUGUUACUAUUGUUA
Trifolium pratense (red clover) is the source of this 1239-nucleotide messenger RNA. RefSeq lists its product as uncharacterized. The record is from RefSeq and is a predicted model, not a curated record. Bases 352 to 756 code for a protein of 134 amino acids. The transcript has 2 exons. Lineage: Eukaryota; Viridiplantae; Streptophyta; Magnoliopsida; Fabales; Fabaceae.